AUGUCUUUGGCAGACAUUGAUUUCGUCAUUUUCCCUCCAAGGUGAACAAAAACCCGGUGCUCUCACCCGUGUUAACACUGCAGACGGCUUAUCCCCUGCUGCCUGCAGGUGGGUCGUUGCGGAGAACACGUUUCGCCCCCCGUGGUUUCAUCGGUACGAAGUGAUGACUUCAAAUGCAGUUCCCCGACAGGGCGUCUGUGUAUGAAUGUUGCAGGAACUACAUGAGUGAGUUCAUGGUGAGACACUGACUGACACCUUUUAUGGACAACAAUGUGACACCUACCCUCACAGGGCCUUCUUCAGGGCUCCUACGACGCCAAGGAAGAAGGUUUCGCCCCAGGUAUGCAUUCAGAUGUGUUGAAGGAUGACAUUCGCUGUCAAUUACUAUCGGCGUCCAUCUGCAGGGGGUUGCUCGAUACACAACAGCUUCUCUGCUCACGGCCCUGACGUCAACGUUUGGCGGAAAGCGAGCGAAGAAGACACGAAAAUCCCAAAGCGAUAUGAGGAGACGAUGGCAUUCAUGUGGGAAGCCAACCGAGUCUGGCAACCAAGUGCGUAAUGAGGGAGGAGCCAAACCACGAGAAGAAACAAUCAAGGUAUCAUUUUCUUUCACACAGCGCUGUGGGCGAUGAAUUUGGAACAGCUCCAGCAGGAUUAUGCAGGUGGGCCAAAGCUGGAACGCGUAUGCGCUGAUCCACUGACAUAAGCCCAUGUUUUUCAGAGACAGCCUGGAGUGGGUUCCCGGCCGCCGACUUGUGA
Vitrella brassicaformis is the source of this 759-nucleotide messenger RNA. NCBI's taxonomy places the organism in Eukaryota, Vitrellaceae. The record is from the annotation of a GenBank genome assembly.